Rhincodon typus (whale shark) is the source of this 2669-nucleotide messenger RNA. It is a transcript of the gene p2ry12, whose product is annotated as purinergic receptor P2Y12. Gene Ontology annotation, molecular function: G protein-coupled purinergic nucleotide receptor activity. The transcript has 6 exons. The coding region runs from base 751 to 1770 and encodes 339 amino acids. Lineage: Eukaryota; Metazoa; Chordata; Chondrichthyes; Orectolobiformes; Rhincodontidae. Gene Ontology annotation, biological process: G protein-coupled receptor signaling pathway. The record is from RefSeq and is a predicted model, not a curated record. Gene Ontology annotation, cellular component: membrane.
CAGAUUAAUACAAGUACAAUCCCUCAGAGAGAACACACGCUCAUUCUGAAACACGGAGGUCAGAUACCUCGACACUUCCAACCUCAUCAUCGAGGAACCGAGGGCAAAACAAAGCAGGCCAAUAUAUCCUUACGAAGGUGUGGUGCCCAGAUCUGCUCUCAGUACUCCAAGUGGGAUCUAACCAGAGUUUUGUGUAACUGCAGCAUAAUGCCUGCAUCCUUUUAUUCCAGUCCUCCAGAUACAAAGUGACCCAUUGUUCUAGAUUCUCCCAUAAGAAGAAACAUCCUCUCCACAGCCAUCCUGUCAAGACCCCUCAUGUUUCAAUCAAGUCACCUCCAAUUCCUCUACGUUCCAGCGGAUACAACCCCAGCCUGUCCAAACGUUCUUCAGAAAACAAGCAUCCCCAUUUCAGGCAUUAGUACAGCAAACCUUCUCUGAACGGCCUCCAAUAUACAAAGAGCAAAGAAUGCUGUAUAUCGUCACACUCCUGUCUGCUUCUCUGUGGAAAUCAUGGAUUCACUGGCACUAUUUUGAUGAAUGAGGACAACGUCGGACAAGUAAGGCGCAUAAACGCCGAGGGUGCAACAGAAAACACUGCAAAACACCCAGUGGAGUGAGAAUUCACCAGGUCCAGAUGGAAUAUUCCCCAGGUUGCUGAGGGAAAUAAAAGCUGAAAACUGCACAGACACCUGGAGCAUAGCACCACAAGACUGUGAAAAACCUCACCAAACUGCAAAGAAUUAUACAGAAAUGGCUUUGAAUGGAUCAGAAAGCUCUUCCAACUAUUCAAACACCACAACAGAAGACAAGUGCGCGCCAGACCGAGAAAUCAGCCAGGUGAUCUUCUCCGUGCUCUAUUCUGUCUUCUUCAUUGGUGGCCUGCUGAUGAACAGCCUGGCCAUUUGGGUGUUCUUUCAAAUACCAAGCAAGUCAAACUUCAUCGUGUACCUCAAGAACACAGUCAUAGCCGACCUGCUGAUGACACUGAUAUUUCCGUUUAAAAUAGUCAUCGAGUCAAAAUUCAGAACGCCAGGACUCCAAGUCUUCGUAUGUCAAAUUAGUGCAGUCCUAUUCUACUUGACCAUGUAUAUCAGCAUCAUAUUUUUAGGGCUGAUAAGUGCCGACCGCUACCAGAAAGCAGCUAAACCGUUUGGCCAUUCUGGCAUGUGCAAACCCAAAACUGCAAAGAUUCUCUCAGCAACCAUAUGGCUGUGCAUGUUUCUCUUGGUACUGCCCAAUAUGGUGCUGUACAAGGGAAGCACCAUGCCAGAAAAUGAGCGCAAAUGCUCCUCGCUCAAGACUGACUUAGGCUUAAAAUGGCAUGAGCUGGUCAACUUUGUCUGCCAGAUCAUAUUCUGGAGUAACUUGAUAUUAAUAGUCGUGUGCUAUUUUCUAAUAACCAGAGAACUUUAUAAAUCCUAUCGCAAGACAAAAGGCAGCUCCAGGCAAGUUAAGAAAGUCAAUUUCAAUGUCUUUCUUGUGCUGGCCGUGUUCUUUAUCUGUUUUGUUCCUUUUCAUUUCGCCAGGAUCCCAUACACACUGAGUCAGACCCGAGAUGCCUACCAGUGCUCCACUCGAGUGGCUCUUUAUUACAUUAAGGAAAGCACACUGAGUUUGUCAGCGUUAAACGCAUGUCUUGACCCACUGAUAUAUUUUUUCCUAUGUAGGUCAUUCAAGAACAUGCUAUUUGCAAAGCUGAACAACUGCACACACAGAUUGUCAAAAAUGCAGACAGGUGAUUGCCCAUCCAGCAUGGACACUCCACUCUAAGUUGCACCAUAACAUUACACUAAUCAAUAUCCUCACUUGGUUUCUGCACAAGUCCUGGGAAACAUUGUGCAGGGUUCAGUGUUAUAAAAUUAGCAAUAAAAUUUACACUUUACAUGUAUUCUACAUAUUUAUAUUCUAUGGGGUUGAGGAUGUUCUCUUAUGUUAAAGGCACUAUACAAAUACAUGCCAUGUGAUUGACUCUUAACUGCUCUCUGAGCAAUUAGGGAUGACAACAAAUGCUGGAUUAACUAGCGAUGCCCAAAUCUGUAAAUAAAUUUAAAAAGAAAUUGUUGUUGCUUGGGCCAGGGAAAGAAUACUAAGUCCCAAACAAAUACAAACUAGAUACGUAUGACAUCUUUCUUGUAGUAAAUCAUCCCAAAGUUCUUUACAAUGAAAUAGUUGAUCAGGACAUCCUGAUACAGCAUAGCUAGACCUGAUGUUCUUUCCUAUUUCUACAAUGAGGGAGCAUAUAUAAUAAUUCAUUGAAUCUUUACAGUGUGGAAGCAGGCCAUUCAGCCCAUCAAGUCCACACCACCCCCUCCAAACAGCAUCCCAUCCAGACCCACCCUGCUUCCCUAUCCACAUAACCCCACGUUUCCAACGGCUAGUCCACCUAAUCUGCACAUCCCUGAAAACUAUGAGCAAUUUAGCAUGGCCAAUCCACCUAACCUGCAUAUCUUUGGACUGUGGGAAGAAACCAGAGCACCCAAAGGAAACCCACGCAGACCCGCUGAGAAUGUGCAAACUCCACACAGACAUUCAUCCAAGGAUUGAAUCUAAUCUGGGUCCCUGGUGCUGUGAGAUAGCAGCGCUAACCACUCGGCCCUCGUGCUGCCCAUACAUAUAUGUAGAAUAUUUUCUUGAUUUUUUUUUUAAAUAAAAGGUGUUUCUCUGUUUAA